Molecule: messenger RNA, 651 nt
Organism: Pochonia chlamydosporia 170
Lineage: Eukaryota; Fungi; Ascomycota; Sordariomycetes; Hypocreales; Clavicipitaceae
Exons: 2
Coding region: 1-651 (216 amino acids)
Source: RefSeq, a predicted model, not a curated record
AUGCUUUGCCGGUCUAAGAAGAACCGCAAUGUCAAGGGUACAGUAGCUUUUCUGGAUUCAACACCACCGCCGAUGCCAUCAUUCUUGGCCAUGGAUGUCCUCCAUACGUGCGACCGUGCACCCAAGACAGGCAGAUGGACAUGUCAACAGUUGACUGGGAAUCCCAAUCAACCAUCUCACGAAGGUGUUCAUGAUUUCAGUCAAGUGGUCAAGAAGAUUUCAAACCCCACACCCACACCCACACCCCUUUCUAAAUUCAUCAACCAUCCUCGUGGUGCAAGCCAUGCUGGAGGCUUCAGCCUCCAGAACAAACUGGCUGGGAUGGACGGAAAACGAAACUGCACGCACGUUUUGGAGUACACCCCCUGUUUCCCCCACACCCACCCCUUCGAGUGGCAUCUCGCUGUGCUAUUGUUGGAACAGGUUCUCCGAAGAGGCACCACUGCUCCUACAUCUCACUGGCAUCAAGGAGUAUGGCACGCCGAAGACGCAAAGCGAACACCGGGGAAGACAAUCUUCCAUCUAAUAGCUGACGGUCAUUCUUCGCUGGUUGGGCCUGACAAUUUGUUGGAAUCAGGCAGGACGAUGAGCCCGCUUUCUCUUCGUUUUUUCUCCCCCCUUUGGUGUCGUGAAGACUGUAAGCUAUCAUAA